Messenger RNA from Hippopotamus amphibius kiboko, 3316 nucleotides. It is a transcript of the gene TCEANC2, whose product is annotated as transcription elongation factor A N-terminal and central domain containing 2. Gene Ontology annotation, cellular component: nucleus. The transcript has 5 exons. Gene Ontology annotation, biological process: DNA-templated transcription. The coding region runs from base 230 to 856 and encodes 208 amino acids. The record is from RefSeq and is a predicted model, not a curated record. NCBI's taxonomy places the organism in Eukaryota, Metazoa, Chordata, Mammalia, Artiodactyla, Hippopotamidae.
UUGGUUAACUCCCACCCUCACCCCGGGCGGGCUUCGGAGUUCUGCGGGCGGGCGAGCGGAGCCUCGUUGGGGAAACUGCAGCGCUUGAAGGAAGCGUUGGUUUAGUUCUGACCCCCAAAGUCCAGGCUUGGGUCCUCAGAGGGUGCGUUCUGGAAAGGCCCAGCUGCUGGCAGGGCUGCUUUUCCUGAACACGGUGUAACCACGUGAAGGUAGUUGGAGUCCCCUAGCAAUGGAUAAAUUCGUCAUUCGAACACCCAGAAUCCAGAAUAGUCCUCAGAAGAAAGCUCCCGGAGGAAAGAUUUACAAGCAAGCCACGAUUGAAUCUCUGAAGAGAGUUGUGGUUAUAGAAGACAUAAAAAGAUGGAAAACUAUGUUGGAGCUUCCUGAUCAAACCAAAGAGAAUCUAGUUGAAGCUUUACGAGAAUUAAAGAAGAAAAUACCCUCCAAGGAAGUGUUAAAAUCAACAAGGAUAGGUCACACUGUGAACAAGAUGCGUCAACACUCAGAUUCAGAAGUGGCUUGUCUUGCCAGAGAAGUUUACACCGAGUGGAGAAAUUUCAUUGAAAAACAUGUGGAUAGACCUUCUAUAGAAGUCCGAAGUGAUCCUAAAUCUGAGACAUUUAGGAAAAACGCCCAGAAAUUACUCUCGGAAGCCUUGGAAUUGGAGAUGGAUCACCUACUGGUUGAAAAUAUCGAACGGGAAACGUUUCAUCUCUGCUCCCGCCUCAUUAAUGGGCCAUACCGGCGGACGGUGAGAGCCCUGGUCUUCACAUUAAAGCAUCGAGCUGAAAUCCGGGCUCAGGUGAAGAACGGCACGCUGCCAGUCGGCACGUUUGUACAGACCCACAAAAAGUGACUUGAGGAUGGUUCCAACCCUGGGCUGGGUAGAAAGGAAAAUGGGCCUCUCUCUGGCAUUCAAAGAUUCUUUUGAGUUUGGGCGAUGGCUGAUGCUGGCUGUGCUGAAUUUUUUUCCCAUGGUGCUGUUCCUUCAGACAGAGGAUGCAGAGAGCCCUGGGAGACAGGCCUGCAGGAGGCGCUUCAUUAGCUGGAAUGCACUGGUGCUGCCUGACAGGUCGUGCUCUCACUGUCCCUAGGAAGCGCAGGACGGUUGCCAUCACCCAGCGCAGUGAAAGGGUGACAGAUUUCACUUGUGAAUAUGCCAAGGACACCUCUAAACUUCCCCUGUGUCAGGCAGAUGAAGUUACUACUUUAUUUCGCCACCCUGCAGGUAACUGAAACUCAAUUACUGCGGCUGCUCACUCGGUUCCAUCCCCCUGAGUUUAGAUCGCUCCAGUGCCUCUCAGAACUCCCGUCUGUUCUCUUUGCUCUACCCCAGGGGUGAGGCUGCCGGAGCCCGGCAACUACCCCUUCUUUCCAGAACUCACUUAUCUGAACGUUUCAGCUCUCCCUGGAAGACCUUCUGCAUUGGUCUCCGGAGCCCCCAUGCUGAGGCUUCUAAUGAGGAACUGGCCUGAAGCCUCCUCACACCUUGGGGUUUAUUUGAAUACGUUGGUUCUCUCGGUUUAGGGCUCUGUAGAAGAUAGAUACAUAAUGAAAUUGCUCCUGAAAUGAAUUACUGUAGGAGAAAAAUUGUAUACAUAUGUAUUUUAAAAUGAAAUACCUGUAUAUAGAUUUGCUUGAGCAAUUAUGUAAAUGAUAUUUGCUUUUUUAAAAAAGUAAUGAUAAAGUGGGGCUUUUUUCUCCUAAAACCAAAGGUAUGGCUUGUUUAUUGAAAAGUGUUUGGGGUUGAGAAAGAGUACAGUUGGUGAAAAUAAAGAAUGAUUGGACAGGAAUUUGAGGCGGAUAGCAAGACCCAAAGAAGGUUUUUUUGGUUUGGGGAGACUGGAGCAUGUUUGUAAUCUGAGAAGAAGGAGCGAGUGGAAAGGGGGAGAUUUAGGGAAUUCCCUGGCGGUCCAGUGGUUAGGAUUCUGUGCUUCCAUUGCAGGGGGCCCGGUUUCAAUCCCUGGUCGGGGAACUAAGAUCCUGCAAGCCGCAAGGCGUGGCAAAAAAAAAAAGAAAAAGAAAGAGAGAGAUUUAAAAUCCAAAAAAAGAGAAGAGAUGGAUUAAAAAGCAAGGACAGGGCUUCUUAGGUAGCGCAGUGGUUGAGAAUCUGCCUGCCAGUGCAGGGGACAUGGUUCGAUCCCUGCUCCAGCAAGAUCCCACAUGCCAUGGAGCAGUGAAGCCCAUGCGCCACAACUAUUGAGCCUGCACUUUAGAGCCCAUGAGCCACAGCUAUUGAGCCCAUGUGCUGCAACUACUGAAGCCCACGCGCCUAGAGCCCGUGCUCCGCAACAAGGGAAGCCACGGCAAUGAGGAGCCCGCGCACCACAACAAAGAGUAGCCCCCACUCCCCGCAACUAAAAAAGAAAACCUGUGCACAGCAAAAAAGACCCAACGCAGCCAAUAAAAAUAAAUAAAUAAAUUUAAUUAAAAAAAAAAGGCAAGGACACCCUUUCUCUCAUUCUGUCUCUCUCACACUCCCACACACAAACAACAAUUUUUUUCUGACACUCUUGACAAUAAGUUGCAUAUAUCACGGCUCUUUACCCCAAAUGACCAAUAAGCAAGAACUGAUGCUUAACCUCAAAAAUAUUCAAGAAAAUGCAAAAUCAGUAAUAUGAUGCCAUUUUUCACUGAUAAAACUGGAAAACAUUUUAAAUUAAAAUGCCAACUUCAGGUGAGGAUGUGGGGAAAUGGUUACUUUUAUGCACUGAUGGUGGGAAUAUGAAUUACCACAUCCCUCUAGGAAAAUAAUCUGCAAAUAUUUACUCAUAUUGAAAACAUAUACGUACAUUGACCCAGCAGAAAGUUUUCCUAAAGAAACAUGACACAAGGAUGUUUUGUGCAGCGUUAUUUGUUGGGGGGAAGACUGACAAUGAGAAGUCAUUAAAUAGAAUGAAUGACUUCUAUAUCCAUUGACCUGAAGUGUUGACCAAGAUGUAUUAUUAAGUGAAAAAAAAAAAGAAAUUUAUACAGAAAUAAGAAUCCAGUUUUAUAAAAAGGAAACAACAAAAAAAUCCUGUCUACGAAUGUAUGUCUUUGUACCGGAUUAUAUGAGCAUAGAGAAAUGUAUGAAAGGAUAUAUAUCAGGUCAUUUCCAUUGGCUGCCUUAGGGAGGAGAAGAGAGUCAGAAGAUGGCAUGAAAGGAGACAGGAGAUGGGGAAGAAAAAAGUUGGUAGCAAAAUGAAAUCUGCCCAUGUAAUGCUAUUGAAUAUACUUGUAUGAUUUUGUGUGUGUUUAUAUUUUUGCUCUGUUAAUGGAUUAAGCUUAUCAGAUAUUUAUUUUAGAGAAAUUAAAAAAAAACAAGGACAGAAAG